Molecule: messenger RNA, 1304 nt
Organism: Panicum hallii
Lineage: Eukaryota; Viridiplantae; Streptophyta; Magnoliopsida; Poales; Poaceae
Exons: 7
Coding region: 101-1135 (344 amino acids)
Source: RefSeq, a predicted model, not a curated record
UCAGCUCGUGGGUCUCCCCUGAAAAUCUGCUUCAAAAUCGUAAGCACACAGCAGCAGUCUUUUUGAUAUCUUCAGUGACAGAAGUUCAGAGGGACAGAGGAUGCCUCACCGUCUGUUCCGGCCUCCUCCCCUCCCUCUGAAGCUGGCCUUCACCAUCUCCCUCGCCGUCUCCUUCUCCGUCUCCUGCUGCGCCACCCCUUCCUCACCUUCGUCCCACACAUCGGCCGGUUCCCGGUACCCGGCUCCCUCCCCUCAGGCCGUCGCCGCGGACCUCCUGUCCGUCCUCGCUGGCCCGCGCGCUGCGGCGCAGGUGCCAGCCGCAGAGGCCACGCGGCUCCGCGCCUGCCUCCGGUUUCUCUCCCCGGUCAACCCCGCGGUCUCAAAGGUCUCUUCUUGGAGCGGCGGGGGAUCCCGGAAGUUUCUUCUGGAAGGUCGCGAUGCGGGCGCGGCGGAGGCGGACGAGAUGGUGAUGUGGCCGCCGGCGCCGGUCAUGGAUCUGGCGCGGUUAGCCGUCGACUCCGGAGGCGAUCCCGGGGCCAUCCACCGCGCGCUUGACCCAACAAUGCUGCCAGUACCAGAUGUUGAGGGGUCGCAGAAGAACAAAUGCCAGCUCACAAGAACACCGUAUGGGAGACGCUUUGCCAAUAAGGAGCUCAAUCAAUAUUUUGCGUUCUUGUUUGAAUUGAUUGUGGCACGGGGACCUUCUGUUGGACUAAAUGUAUCACUGAGUCGAUACGAUUUGUUCCAUGGUCAUCUUUUCCUUGCAUCUGAAACAGGACGGCUCGGAAUUCUGUUCCAUGCUAAAGAAUAUCCAGCAUUUAAUAAGGAAUUAUUUCCUUAUAGUUUGGGAUAUUGCCAAGCAGGAUCUAAUGUACCAUAUGAUGAUUCUAUGAACUUGCGCAAUAUCCUUUGGUUGGCACCAUUGCCAUCAAAGGAGACGAAAGCUUGGUUAGCACCAGGAGUCUUGGUCGUUCUGGAUGCACAUCCUGAUGGAAUUAUCUACCAAGAGAUGAUUCGUGACUAUGUUCAGAUUGUAAGAACAGUAUACGAAGAUGAUUUCGGGGAUAAUGCAGUUGAUGUCAAUUAUCUGAAUGUGGCCAAUGCAGCUUCUGCAGAAAGGAUUUUCAUCUGCUGACGACCCUCCAUAUUAUUCACCUUCCCAUGAUGUGAAUUGAUAUAUGGGACAUUUUGAUUUAACCAGAGAUACCCAAGAGAACAACGCUUAGCAAUCGCAAGUUUUAUCUUUUGUUGUACUUAUGCCAUGCAUUUAUAUUUGAUUAGUUCCAGAAAAGUAUGUUUGAUUU